AUGCGUUUGCUCGCUCCCAGCGGCUACUGCACCUGGGCGAGCCGCUGGGCCGGAUCCUCCAAGGCCGGGCAACCAGGGCUCAGGGCCUCCUCUGCACGGACAAGGCAAGGCAUGGCGCUAUGGCACCCCAAGGGUCCGAUCUGCCGCAGAGAUGCGGUGGGCCAAAGAGCAGCGCUCCGCGCUUCCGAGAAGGGCAAAAUGACUUCAUGCGCUUUCAUGCGAGGGGGCCGGCCUGCCAACCCGGGCGAACCGUCGUCAUCUCAGUCAGCGACGGCCGCCUGA
Messenger RNA from Purpureocillium lilacinum, 282 nucleotides. The record is from RefSeq and is a predicted model, not a curated record. Lineage: Eukaryota; Fungi; Ascomycota; Sordariomycetes; Hypocreales; Ophiocordycipitaceae.